AUGACUGUCAACCUAGGACCCAUUAACCCUGGCAUGGAUGGCCUCAAGGCCAACCCGAACGGCAAGCUUAGCUACAACCCUCGUUGCCUCAGCCGUGAUCUGAGUAGCUAUACCGCAAAGACCUGGUUCACCAACGAGAACAUGAUCAACAUCACCGUUGGCGCAGCUUCCCAAAACAUUGAGCUCUUCCAGAACGAGCUUCAGGGCCGCUUCGCGGACGGAUUCCUCGGCAUGCACGCUGCCGGCCAUUUCACGGUAAAUGGAGAGGCCAGCGACCUUUACUCCUCUGUCGUUGAUCCCACCUUCUUCCUGCACCAUGCCAUGGUUGACCGUGUGUACUGGUUGUGGCAGGCGCUUCACCUGUGGAACGCCUUUGAAAUUGCCGGCACCAUCACCAUUAACAACAGGCCCGCCAGUCGAGAUGCCCUCAAGAGUGACAUCCUUAACCUUGGUGUCAACGCCGAGAACCGAACCAUCGAUGAUGUGUUGAACACCAUUGGCGGCUCCCCUCUUUGUUAUGUCUAUGCAUAA
Molecule: messenger RNA, 531 nt
Organism: Colletotrichum spaethianum
Lineage: Eukaryota; Fungi; Ascomycota; Sordariomycetes; Glomerellales; Glomerellaceae
Product: N-acetyl-6-hydroxytryptophan oxidase ivoB
Exons: 1
Coding region: 1-531 (176 amino acids)
Molecular function (GO): oxidoreductase activity
Source: RefSeq, a predicted model, not a curated record